Molecule: messenger RNA, 417 nt
Organism: Hansenula ciferrii
Lineage: Eukaryota; Fungi; Ascomycota; Saccharomycetes; Phaffomycetales; Wickerhamomycetaceae
Gene: RPS13
Product: 40S ribosomal protein uS15
Exons: 2
Coding region: 1-417 (138 amino acids)
Biological process (GO): translation
Cellular component (GO): nucleolus; cytosolic small ribosomal subunit; ribosome
Molecular function (GO): structural constituent of ribosome; small ribosomal subunit rRNA binding
Source: RefSeq, a predicted model, not a curated record
AUGGCUCUUCCAUACUCAAGAAACGCUCCAGCUUGGUUCAAAUUAUCAUCUGACAGCGUUGUUGAACAAAUCAUCAAAUACGCCAGAAAAGGUUUAACCCCAUCCCAAAUCGGUGUCUUAUUAAGAGAUUCUCAUGGUGUUUCCCAAACCCGUGUUGUCACUGGUAACAAAAUUUUAAGAAUUUUAAAAUCAAAUGGUUUAGCUCCAGAAAUUCCAGAAGAUUUAUACUUCUUAAUUAAAAAAGCUGUUUCAGUUAGAAAACAUUUAGAAAGAAACAGAAAAGAUAAAGAUUCUAAAUUCAGAUUAAUUUUAAUCGAAUCAAGAAUCCACAGAUUAGCUAGAUACUACAGAACUGUUGCUGUUUUACCACCAAACUGGAAAUACGAAUCAGCUACUGCUUCAGCUUUAGUUAACUAG